Molecule: messenger RNA, 1149 nt
Organism: Eurytemora carolleeae
Lineage: Eukaryota; Metazoa; Arthropoda; Copepoda; Calanoida; Temoridae
Product: gamma-soluble NSF attachment protein
Exons: 8
Coding region: 19-921 (300 amino acids)
Biological process (GO): intracellular protein transport
Cellular component (GO): vacuolar membrane; SNARE complex
Molecular function (GO): syntaxin binding; soluble NSF attachment protein activity
Source: RefSeq, a predicted model, not a curated record
CCCAUCUUGUUUAUUGUUAUGAAUAUUGGAAUAUUUUUCCUCUUCAGAAACAUGUCUAUAGAAGAACGGAAGAACGCGGAAGGAUUCGAACAUCUUGCAAAGGCUGACAAAUAUCUAGAGACUUCAUAUUUAAAACUGAAAUUCAAUCCUGACUGGGACUCGGCCGCCGACGAGCUGAAUAAAGCGGCAGUAUGUUUCAAGGUUGCAAGAAACUGGAAGUCCUGUAAAGAGGCACAUCUCAGAGCUUGUGAAGGAUAUGCCAACUCUGGUAGUCUUUAUCAUGCUGGAAAACAGUUAGAACAAGCACUUUUUAUAUCUAAAGAACAAAACGAUUUAUCACAGGUAGAGGAACUAGCAGGUAGAGGUGGACUACUGUACAGACAGGCUGGUUCUCCUGAAGCAGCUGCACAGCUUCUUGUCAAAGCUGCGAAACUUCUAGAACCAUCUAGUCCGGAGAACGCUAUUGGUCUUUAUCAGAAGGCGAGUGAGACUGUGGGAACGGAAGACAGAACAAUUGAAGCAGCGCAGCACAUGGAAACUGCUUGCAAACUCAUGGUUCGGGUCAAACAGUACGACAGAGCAGCUGAUGCUCUUGAUAAGACCUUGCAGCUGUACAGCGAGGGAGGGGUGGCAGCUGCAGCUGGUAGAGUUGUUCUUGCCUUCAUACUAGUCCAGCUGCAGAGAGGAGAUAGUGUAGCUGCGAAUAAAGUUUAUAAUUCUUGGGGUGCAUUUAUGGAUUCACAGCAGGCUGCUGCAGCUAAAGAUAUUACGCAGGGAUUUUCAGAUUUAGAUCGUGAGCUAGCUCAAGCUGGUCUUGGUAGUGCAGUGGUCCGAAGUUUAGAUAAUGAUUAUGUUAAACUUGCACGAGACAUACAGCUUCCGGCACAAGCCAAUGAUGAUGAAGAACUUGAUCUUUGCUAAUUCGUAGUUUUGAUAGACCAGGCGUUUAUAUUUUCUAGAAAAUCAUUUUUUUUCACAGAGCGCGGAGCGGUAAAUUAUUUUUCAGAGCUGGACUAUAAUAGAAUUUUUGUUGUCAAACCCCACCUCCCCCAUCAUCAAAAAUUUACACUCCUAUGAAAGUACCAAUUUGGAAACUUGAAAGAAACCUUCCGUCUCAAAUAAGGGAAAGUUCACCCCCCCCCCCCCUCA